Messenger RNA from Styela clava, 3413 nucleotides. RefSeq lists its product as uncharacterized. NCBI's taxonomy places the organism in Eukaryota, Metazoa, Chordata, Ascidiacea, Stolidobranchia, Styelidae. The record is from RefSeq and is a predicted model, not a curated record.
CACAAGUUGCAAUAGGGAUAUUUGAAUUUUCUGGAAAUAUUCAUCACUUGUUAGAAGUUCAGGGCGGUACAAGAUAUAUUUCAGAAUGUGGAGGAUAGGUCACGAAUAUGCAGAGCAAAAACAAGGUAAAAAAGUGAAAAGACUUCCUUCGGUUGUUAGACAAAAAUCAAUAAUUGAAAAAAGGGAUUCAAAGACGUCUAACGCUAGACACAAAUUACCAGAAUUCAACAGCCCAAAAAUGAUUGAUCCAAGAACGCGUAGAGGAUCUAUCAUAGCUACCGAACAUUUAAUGAGAAGACGAUCUUCUCGUGGCGGAAAACAUCUGACGGCACCCUUCAUAGCAAACGAUGCCGUAUCAUUAGACCACAUCAAGUACGGACAGCACGUUCGCAGGCCAAGUGUGGCAGUAAGACUGGGGAAAAUUAACGAGAUAAAAGAAAGAAUCAAUAAAGUAAUGACAAACUAUGAUGCACCUAGUGAUGGUAAAGAUUCUGAAGAUGAAGAAUUGCUCAACGAAAUUGAAGAAGGUCUUGCUGACAUAGAAGAUGACAUGAUGCGAAUCAAUAUAUCGGCAUUAAUAGGUCGCUUCAAAAAGAUACAAAGAUAUUGUGAUGAGAGUAAUAUUGGUAAAAUGAGUACAGUCAAAUUGCCUGAAAAAACAAACGAUGCCCUUCAAUCCUUACAGGAUUGGAUUGAACGUGACCGUUUUGAUGAAACCGACGACGACGACGAACCACAUUCCCCCGUUCUGGACGUUCUAGAUAACGAAGUUGUCAGUGCUGGGUUGUCACAAGUGGCAGAAAGAAUGGAUAAAUUGAAAUUUCUUAAACAAAAAAUUCGCAAUCUCAAAACUACGGGAAACGAUACUCACCAUUUGGAACGCCAGAGGCAAAAUUUACAAUUACAAAUGAGAAAUGAAGUAAUGCGUUUGCAAGAGCAAAAGAAAAAUGGAAAAACUGAAAGUCAUCGAGAAUUUGCCUACAUCAAAAAUGCAGCUACAGAAAUCUACGAUCUUAUACAAAAAACGAAAUUAGAAGGCAUGGCUCAUGCGCACCAGUUUGAAGAACAACUCCAUAUGAUUUUGAGAGAAUUGGAUAAGAAAAAGGGAGAAUUAAAUUCUCUGCAAAAAAUAUCUGAUGGUCAGAAAGAGAUGCUGGAUAAAUGGGCGGAAGACUACGAAAAACUUCACAACGAAUUGAUUAUGACCGCAGAUGAACGAAAUGAGGCGAGGGAUUCAAUCAGAAAAUUGAAAAAGGAAAUAUCUCAGUUGAAACAUAGAAUAAAUAAUUUAGAAAAAUCAUUGAAAACAGGAGAAAUUGUAACGAGAGCCGAGCACGAAGAUGCUCUUGCAGAUAUAGAAAAAAGUUUGAAGCACGCUAAGCAGAAUCUCGUAGUUUUGGGUAAAACCUUAGAAGAGAAAAACAAUAAAAUAAAUGAAUUGAGUCAGCAAACCAAUCGCCUAAAACAAUCGUUGAGAAAACAGUCGAGCGUGUCCCUGCAUUCGGACAUGAGCUUUCAUCAUUCAAUUUCUGAAGCUGGCAGCAGGUCAAUGCAGCGUAAUUGUAUGAGCCAGAACAGUUCAAAAAGCUUGAUUUCAUCAACACAUUCAUUUGUGCAAUCGUCACAAGAAAAUUUAAUUGCUUCUCUCAAAGAAGAAAUUGAGAGUUUGAGGGAUAAAUUAUACAAAACUAAAAACAGAAAUAGGCCCAAUUCAGACACGAAUGAUAGCCACCAGAGCGGCGAGCAUAUUAUAACAGCAAGAAAAAUGUCUCAAAAAUUAGCAUCGCAAGAAACACAAACGACGGAAUCUUACGUACAAAAAAUAUACAAGGCACCGAAUGUUGCCAUUGGGGAUGCCCCACUGCCACGUCAAAUUGUCGGAGAUAGUGUAGGUUGUCAGACAUCACCUCCAGCUUUACUGCAAUUUAUGACAUUAUCUGUAAGAGAAGAUUUAGCCAAAACGUGUCAGAUGUUGUCAGAGAAAAUUGGCCCAGACUGGGUGGAAGUAGCCCUCAAAUUUUCUGCAUUGGAGAGAGAUGACAUCUUUGAACUUAAUAAAGGUUUAUCGCUUCAAAGUGACAUAAUGAGGAUGUAUUCAGGCUCUCCAACAAAGACUCAGAGAUUUUACGAAACCGAGUCUGAAGCUGCUCAAGAGAGUCAAAUGGAAAAGGUUAUUGAACAAAUGCUUCAAGGAGAAAUACCUGACAGAAUUGAAUUAAAAAAGUUAGACAGUGCUCGAUCUAUCGAUUGUCAUUUGCAGGAAAUGACGUCAAGAGUCGCGACUUAUGUCAGUAACGUCAAAAAUGCGGUAAAUAAUCAGGCUGGAAUGAUGUCAGAGGUAAACGAUUGCUUAAAACAAUGCAUCCCAGAAGAAGAGAUGGAAAAAUUAGAGCUCGAAAUGGGAAAGAAACAGAAAGAUGCGAGUUGUUCAGAGCAUUCAAAAGAAUGGCAAGAUAUGGAUUCGUUAGAGAAGGCAAAUUGCAAAAUGAGAUAUAUUGAGGAGACUAUUUUCAAUUUAAUGAAAGAGACUAAUAAGAUAUACGAAACUGAAAUUGAUAAGCAACAUGAAACUUAUAAAAAUCUUCACAGUAUUGCUAAAAAAAGUACGAACGACUCGGUGUUUCAAGCAAUCAGUGAGAAUAUUGCCAACAAAGUUAAAAAUAUUAAGGUGAAGGCAAAGUCAAGAGCAUCACAAGAAAGAACUAAGAUUUUCCCACAUAAUCACACGUCGAUUAUACUCUCUUCAUUCAAGAAAAAACCAGAUGAAUCAUUGACUUCAAUCAGUAGAGUAGAAUCCUUUGAGGAAAAUCAUACAAAAGCUAAGAGGAUAUUGUCAGGGUUUUUAUGGAAUUAUGAGGGAAAGCCAUCGGAUGAGUAUACUCGCGGACACGGCUCUGAAUAUCAUCAUCCUCCAGAGCAAACCCAAACAGGUCUUCUAAAAAGUCAAUAUCACACCGGUGUCAAAUUGGCACAUCCAGUCGGCCCCACAAGCUUUUCUACGCCUGUCAAAAGAGGCAAAGCAAAAGCGGGAAAAAAUAAAUCCAGAGGGUUAGGUUUGCUAAUACAACCUGUUGGUAAUAAAGAGACAGCACAUUUUCCUAAGCAUCAAGACAAGGACAUUUCAAAUUUUUUAAAUAGCGGAACUGGAUCACACGCAAGAGGGUCAAUAUUUUCGAAACGUGAAAAAUUACACAAUCAUAAGUUUACUCUACUUGACGUACAUUCAAACCUCUAUGACCCAAAAUUCCAGAAACUAGUGAAAAGCAGCGGAAUGCAGAGAGAUGUAAAUUUUGGAGUUGAAAAUGUUAAAUUACUUGGAGGGACUUCACAAAGAAAAAAUACCCAAUACAGAAAAUAUUUUUCAGAAGCGAAAUCGCCAUUCGUGUUUCGGCAAUAAAUGAAAUCUUAUCUCA